CACGCUGCAGAUGUGUCGCAGAUUUAAAAAGUCACUGGACUCAUCUAGUACAAGGAAAUGGAGCAGUGCAAAGCAUAAAAUACUGAUUGUUAACAAGGCAGCGGAAGAGCGGGAACGUGUGCAGCCAUUCUAACAGUGCAUGGGAUUUGCAAUUCAUAGUUACUUUAACGACCAGAAGGAAAAGCACAAAGAUACAUUGACAGCUACUUCGUUCGUGUUUUUAGGGGAGCAACUUAACUGAUGGAACUGUCGGCAAUCGGUGAGCAAGUGUUCGCUGUGGAAUCAGUCAUAAAGAAAAGAGUUAGAAAGGGUCAUGUCGAAUAUUUAUUGAAGUGGAAGGGGUGGCCUCCCAAGUACAGCACAUGGGAGCCAGAGGAGCACAUUCUAGACCCUCGGCUGGUUUUAGCGUAUGAGGAAAAAGAACAGAGAGAAAGGUCAGUGAGGUGGCGUAAAAGAGGCCCAAAGCCGAAAAGACUCUUCAUGCAGAGAAACAUUUACGCAAUGGAUCUACGCAGCGCACACAAAGAUACAGAGAAGUCUUCAGCACAUCUGCCGCUCUCGCUUGACCCAAGGUUCCAGUCCACAGGGGCUUGUAUAUAUCGGCAAUUAAGCCACCACAAGAAAAAGAAGAAAGCUUCCAGAGAGACUUCUGAGGAAGAAUGGGAUAGAAGAGAAGAUGAUGAUGAUGAUGAUGAUGAUGAUGAUGAUGAUGAUGAUGAGGGGGUUAUGGAGGAGGAAGAAGAAGAAGAGGACACAAGACAAGGAGGGACUAAAACUGGCAGCAACACUUUAAACAAGCGUGUCAGGAGAGGUCGCUGGAGUCCAACCACUGGGUCAGAGGCAAUGACUAUAUCUCCUUUACCUGAAGACUGGAGUCCAGUUAUGGGCCCAGAGGAGGUCAUUGUGACAGAUAUCACCAUCAACUCACUGACUGUGACUUUUAGAGAGGCCUUGGUAGCAAGGGGGUUCUUCAGGAGCUGGGAGAUGGAGAUCUGACAUUACAGAGACUGAGGACGGUCAGAGCGAGGAGGAAAGGGAAUUGGUACAUCCUUUUUUGCAUUGUUGAUUAUGUGCUUGCACAUCUUCCGCCAGUGUUUCAGACUGUUUAUUUGCACUAUUAGUUCUAAUUGAGUUCAAACCUUUCAAAAUGUUGUUUCAGUGAUUACAAUCAGUCAAAGUAACAGUAGCAGGCCAUGCCAUUUAAUGGCAAUAACUGAUAUUAUGAUGAGAUUUUGAACUUGUGUUUGCCAUGAAAAGAACCAAGCCAGUUCUCUGAUACUGGUUUCGAUGGUGUUUUGCAGUGAAGUUUACAGAUUCAACUAACUGGGAUAGAGUUUAUUUGGUCUGGUCAUGUAUUUGCAUGAAAUACAUAAUGCUAGUUCAGAGUAGCACAAUGAAGUAUUCCUAAAAGCCAAGCUGUCACAUAUAUGUCUAUACAUAUUCACAUUGUAUGUAUGUAUGUAUGUAUGUGUAUAUAUAUAUAUAUAUAUAUACUUGGUGAACAUAUUCUAAUCUUGACCUUCAAUUUAAAUUGCACACCUCACUCAGUAAAUUAGAAUUAGUGGCCUCAAUACUCAAAAUAUGUAAAAUACAAUUUUGGAAAAUAGCAUUUCAACACUUAGUGUGCCAUCCUUGACAGUUCAUAAACAAAAUAUUAUAGUGUGAAACAAAAUUCUGCACUCCUUGCACAAUUAUGUUCUAACAUUGAGCAUAGUUAUGUGUAUGGAAUAAAGUUUUAUUUUAUUUUCCAACACUAUUGCUUGCUAGUAUCUCAUCUGUUUGGAGUGUUUGUGCAAUUGUUUUUUUUUUUGUCCUGCCAAGUAUGACUUAAACUUGCUGUUUAUUUUCGGUGUUAUUUUAGUUCAAGAUGAAAACUGAGACCUGAAGACAAAAAAAAAAAAAACAUCUGUAUCAUCCAUCUCUGGGGGUUUUACUGUUUAAUAUUUGACUUCAUGUGACCUGUAUAUAUUUGAUAGACUAUGUCUGUGCCAAAUGUCUGUGGUUGCUUUUGCUAUUCAGAGUAUUUGCACUUUAAAAUGGAAAACAUGGUAUUAUGAUGCCAUUAAUAAAACCUCUGUGUAACUCUA
This is a messenger RNA of Cyprinus carpio (common carp), 2087 nucleotides long. RefSeq names its product chromobox 7b (gene cbx7b). Gene Ontology annotation, biological process: negative regulation of transcription by RNA polymerase II. The record is from RefSeq and is a predicted model, not a curated record. Gene Ontology annotation, cellular component: PRC1 complex. Lineage: Eukaryota; Metazoa; Chordata; Actinopteri; Cypriniformes; Cyprinidae.